AUGCAGAUCUUUGUGAAAACUUUAACAGGAAAAACCAUCACCUUGGACGUGGAAUCAUCCGACACGAUCGAGAAUGUAAAGGCGAAAAUACAGGACAAAGAGGGAAUCCCCCCCGACCAGCAGAGACUGAUAUUUGCCGGCAAACAAUUGGAAGACGGAAGAACCCUAUCCGACUACAACAUCCAGAAGGAAUCCACCUUACAUUUGGUCCUGCGUUUACGAGGUG
Messenger RNA from Plasmodium cynomolgi strain B, 226 nucleotides. RefSeq names its product polyubiquitin 5. The record is from RefSeq and is a predicted model, not a curated record. The annotation marks the transcript as partial. Gene Ontology annotation, molecular function: protein tag activity; ubiquitin protein ligase binding. The transcript has 2 exons. Gene Ontology annotation, cellular component: cytoplasm; nucleus. Gene Ontology annotation, biological process: modification-dependent protein catabolic process; protein ubiquitination. NCBI's taxonomy places the organism in Eukaryota, Apicomplexa, Aconoidasida, Haemosporida, Plasmodiidae.